AUGUCAUUGCAGUUGUUGAAAGCGCUACCCCAUUUGCGCAGUGCCACUUCAGCCGUGAGAAAUCCAAUAGCAAGAACAACGUGGAGCGAGCACAUUGCCACGAAAGUGUUUUUCGGCACCACUACCACAAAAGAUACUCCCGCAGCAGCACCACCACCCACUCAACCGCAGCCAUCACCGCCUACUUGGGGUGCCAAGAAACAGAAUAGAAAGGUCAAGCUAAGAUCUGCAGCUGCCGAGUUCAUUAUGUCGAAUCCGGAGAUCGAGGCCCAACUUGCUCCCCUGCGAGAGCGGGUUCAGGAGCAGGGAAACCUGGUGAGGGACCUUAAGGCAAAGGGAGCCCCCGAACUGGAUGUCAAGAAGGCGGUGGCUGAGCUGAAGGCCCGCAAGAAGCUGCUGGAGGACAAGGAGCUUGCCCUCACCCCCAGUGUCGUUAGCUUCGAUCGCGCCAAGAUGGAAGAUCUCCUAAAGCGUCGGUUCUUUUACGACCAGAGUUUUGCCAUUUAUGGCGGCAUUACUGGACAAUACGAUUUCGGACCAAUGGGCUGUGCCCUCAAGUCCAAUAUCCUGGCCCUAUGGCGUCAGUACUUUGCUCUCGAGGAGCAAAUGCUGGAGGUAGAUUGUUCCAUUUUGACCCCAGAACCUGUGCUGAAAGCCUCUGGUCACGUUGAGCGCUUCGCGGACCUGAUGGUCAAGGAUGUCAAGACGGGCGAGUGCUUCCGGCUGGAUCAUCUCAUCAAGCAGGCCCUGGAGAAGCUGUCGAAGGCCAAGGAGGCUACGCCUGCAUUGCAGGCAGAGUGCGAGGACAUCAUCAUUAAGCUGGAUGGCUUGAACAAACAGGAACUGGCCGAUGUCCUAGCCAAGUACAACAUCAAGUCUCCUUUAACCGGCAAUGAUUUGACCGAACCCAUCGAGUUCAACCUGAUGUUUGCCACCCAAAUUGGACCCACUGGCCUGGUCAAGGGCUUCCUGCGUCCGGAAACUGCCCAAGGUAUCUUUGUGAACUUCAAGCGGCUACUGGAAUUCAACCAGGGCAAGCUACCCUUUGCUGUGGCCCAAAUUGGCAACUCGUUCCGCAACGAAAUCUCUCCUCGAUCGGGCUUGAUUCGAGUGCGUGAAUUCACGAUGGCGGAGAUUGAACACUUCUGCGAUCCCGUGCUCAAGGAUCAUCCCAAAUUUGGUAACAUCAAAUCGGAGAAGAUGACCCUUUACUCUGCCUGCAACCAGAUGGACGGAAAGUCGGCUUCUCAAGUGGAAAUCGGUGAGGCAGUUGCCACCAAGCUGGUGGCCAAUGAAACUCUUGGCUAUUACAUGGCCCGCAUCCAACAAUUCCUCUUGGCCAUUGGCAUUAAGCCGGAGUGCUUGCGAUUCCGUCAACAUAUGUCGAACGAGAUGGCUCACUAUGCCUGCGAUUGCUGGGAUGCCGAGAUCCUCACUUCCUACGGAUGGGUGGAGUGCGUCGGAUGCGCAGACCGCAGUGCCUACGAUUUGGGACAGCAUACGGCGGCCACGGGUGUGCGUUUGGUGGCAGAGAAACGUCUACCGGCUCCCAAAACUGUGGAGGUCAGCGAAAUUGUGCCCAACAAACAGACCUUGGGCAAGACAUUCAAAAAGGAGGCCAAGAAUAUCACAGAUGCAUUGGCGAAGCUUUCGCUGGAGGAGAUUACCAAGGUCGAGGAGCAGUUGGCCAGCGAUGGCCAGUACAAGCUAACGACGGCCGACGGUCAAAGCCAUGAGCUUGGCAAGGACACCAUUAGUGUGAAGCACUCGACCAAAACGGUUCACGUGGAGGAGUUCAUACCUAGUGUGGUGGAACCAUCGUUCGGCAUUGGACGCAUCAUGUACUCCCUGCUGGAGCACAGUUUCCAGUGUCGCGAUGGCGACGAGCAGCGAUGCUACUUCACCCUGCCUCCACUGGUGGCUCCCAUCAAGUGCUCCAUCCUGCCGCUGUCGAACAACGCCGACUUCCAACCUUAUACUCAGAAACUCUCAUCGGCGUUGACCAAGGCAGAACUUUCGCACAAGGUGGACGAUUCCAGCGGCUCCAUUGGCAGGCGGUAUGCUCGUACGGAUGAGAUCGCCAUUCCCUACGGCAUCACCGUCGACUUUGACACUCUGAAGGAACCGCAUACGGUGACCCUGAGGGAUCGGAAUACUAUGAAGCAGGUGCGCGUCGGACUGGAGGAGGUUGUGGGCGUGGUCAAGGACCUGUCAACUGCGAGAACUUCCUGGGAGAAGGUCACCGAGAAGUAUCCUCUGUUCGAGCAGCAGGAGGCCAGCAAGUAACCGGAUGAUCAACCAAUUUCUCACGCUUGACACGCAUUUACAGAGCUACAGAGUUUUCUAAUUCUUUUAUAUCUACGCUUAAAGUUUAAUAAAAUUGCAACAUUUAAUGCUUUGCACUCAGAAA
Drosophila ficusphila is the source of this 2410-nucleotide messenger RNA. RefSeq names its product glycine--tRNA ligase (gene GlyRS). Bases 1 to 2286 code for a protein of 761 amino acids. Gene Ontology annotation, molecular function: glycine-tRNA ligase activity; ATP binding. Gene Ontology annotation, cellular component: mitochondrion; cytoplasm. The record is from RefSeq and is a predicted model, not a curated record. Gene Ontology annotation, biological process: mitochondrial glycyl-tRNA aminoacylation. The transcript has a single exon. NCBI's taxonomy places the organism in Eukaryota, Metazoa, Arthropoda, Insecta, Diptera, Drosophilidae.